UACUAAAUACACUCAAAAACAAGCACCUAUUCACCCUCCAGCUUUUAUCUCUGCAUACGUACAAACAUCCCACCUUCGAAGCUCAAGCUUAUCUCUUUGCAAUGGGGGUGGAAGAAAAGAAGGUGGAGGAACAAAAAGUAGAGGAAAAGAAGGUAGAAGAAAAGCCAAAGAAAUUAGUAGAUGAAGGGGAGAAGAAAGAAGAAGCAAAAGAGGAGAAAGAGAAAUCUAACACAAAUGAGGCAAAAGUUGAGGAAGCACCAAAAGAGCCACCGCCGCCUCCACCACCUCAAGAAAUUGUGCUUAGAGUUUACAUGCAUUGUGAGGGAUGUGCUCGAAAAGUUCGUAAAUGUCUCAAGGGGUUUCAAGGUGUUGAAGAUGUGGUGACUGAUUGUAAGACUCACAAGGUUGUGGUGAAAGGUGACAAGGCAGAUCCACUCAAAGUUUUGGCUAGGGUUCAGUGUAAGAGUCACCGCCAAGUUGAGCUUCUUUCUCCGAUUCCUCCACCGCCUGCAGAACCCAAAAAAGCCGAGGAAGAAGUCCCCAAACCGCCAGAGAAAAAAGAGGAGCCUCAGGUCAUAACAGUGGUUUUGAAAGUACACAUGCAUUGUGAAGCUUGUGCUCAGGAGAUCAAGAAACGUAUUGAACGAAUGAAAGGGGUUGAGAUUGCAGACCCGGAUCUAAAGGGCUCACAAGUGACAGUGAAAGGAGUAUUUGACCCUCCAAACUUGGUUCAAUAUGUAUACAAAAAAACCGGGAAGAAUGCAGUUGUUAUCAAGCAAGAACCAGAGGAAAAGAAAGAAGAGGUCAAGGGUGCUGAAGCUACAGAAGAGAAGAAAGAUGGUGAGGGCGGUGACAAAGAAGGUAAGAAAGCCGAAGAGCCAGCUCAGGCAGCGCCAGAAGACGGCAAAGAGAAGAAAGAAGAAGGCGGGGAGAAAGAGGCAGCUAAGGCAGAGGAAGUGGCUGUGGCAGCAACAGGGGAAAAUGAGAAGAAAAACGAAGUGAUGGAGCUGGUCAAAAAGAACGAGUUUUUCUACUACUUCCCACCGCAGAAUUACCAGAACAAUCCUCCAAGGGUGGCGGACCCUUACCCUCCAGCACCGCAGAUUUUCAGCGAUGAGAACCCGAAUGCAUGCUCAGUUAUGUGAGUUUGAAAGGUAUAAAGAACAAAUUUAGUAGAUAAUAGUAAAAUAAAGAGUGAGCUUGUGAGUCUGUGAACAUGGUCUGUAGUGUGGCCAUGGAAUGGUUAGCUCUACUUAAACAUAAACUCUCUUUCUGAUAUCUCGUUAUGCUCUACAUGUGGCCCUGUCUUAUAAAUCUACAAACGGCUGUAGAAUUUUUAUGAGAUUUGUACCUUUUUAAGUUACUAUAA
Messenger RNA from Daucus carota subsp. sativus, 1369 nucleotides. Its product is annotated as heavy metal-associated isoprenylated plant protein 7-like. Lineage: Eukaryota; Viridiplantae; Streptophyta; Magnoliopsida; Apiales; Apiaceae. Gene Ontology annotation, molecular function: metal ion binding. The record is from RefSeq and is a predicted model, not a curated record. The coding region runs from base 102 to 1145 and encodes 347 amino acids. The transcript has 5 exons.